Molecule: messenger RNA, 2956 nt
Organism: Anolis sagrei ordinatus
Lineage: Eukaryota; Metazoa; Chordata; Lepidosauria; Squamata; Anolidae
Product: catalase-like
Biological process (GO): response to hydrogen peroxide; hydrogen peroxide catabolic process
Cellular component (GO): mitochondrion; cytoplasm; peroxisome
Molecular function (GO): heme binding; catalase activity
Source: RefSeq, a predicted model, not a curated record
GUUCUGUGCCCUUCUCCCUUUCUCCACAAAGGCGAGGAUGAUGAAGCGAACACUUUCGCAAGGCUCUUAUCUGCAUUUACUCCGCCCUUCGGAGUUGGGCAAGAAGCGGGGAGAAAGAAGCAUAUAUAGAUCUCUCUCUCUCUCUCUCUCUCUCUCUCUCUCGCUGAUGCCGACUUGGGUACCUCAUGAGAGAGUGAGUCCCUUUCUCUGGCGGCUCUUCGCAUCCUCUGGAGGAGCGCGUCCCUCUCCCCGUCGGGAGCCGGCUUGAGCCCCACGAAAUGGCAAACAGGCCAGACUACGCCAAGGAACAGCUGAAGCGCUGGCAAGAGGAGCACCAAUCGCAGGAACCAGAUGCUGUGACCAUGGGAGCUGGAAUCCCCGUGGGAGACAAGCUGAAUGUCCUGACUGUGGGUCCACGAGGUCCUCUCUUGGUUCAGGAUGCGGUUUUCAUUGAUGAGAUGGCACAUUUUGACCGAGAGAGGAUUCCUGAAAGAGUUGUUCAUGCCAAAGGAGCAGGUGCUUUUGGCUAUUUUGAAGUGACUCAUGAUAUCACCCAGUAUUGCAAAGCAAAGGUAUUUGAGCAUAUUGGUAAAAGAACUCCCAUCGCUAUUCGAUUUUCUGUUGUUGCUGGUGAAUCGGGUUCAGCUGACACAGUUCGUGAUCCUCGAGGCUUUGCAAUGAAAUUCUACACAGAAGAGGGCAACUGGGACCUUGUAGGGAACAACACUCCCAUCUUCUUUAUUAGAGAUGCCAUACUGUUUCCAUCCUUUAUCCAUACUCAAAAAAGGAAUCCACAGACCCAUCUGAAAGAUCCAGAUAUGGUAUGGGACUUUUGGAGUCUUCUUCCUGAGUCUCUGCACCAGGUAUCAUUUCUGUUCAGUGAUCGUGGUAUUCCAGAUGGAUUUCGCCACAUGCAUGGCUUUGGAUCACAUACUUUCAAGCUAGUGAAUGCUAAUGGAGAAGCAGUGUACUGCAAAUUUCAUUCAAAGACUGACCAGGGAAUCAAAAAUCUUACUGUUGAAGAAGCAGAAAAGCUGGUUGCUAAAGAUCCUGACUAUGCUCUGCGUGAUCUCUACAAUGCUAUCGCGAAAGGAGAUUAUCCAUCAUGGAGUUUCUAUAUUCAGGUCAUGACAUUUGAACAAGCUGAGAAUUUUCCCUUUAAUCCUUUUGAUGUAACUAAGGUUUGGCCUCAUGGGGAUUAUCCUCUCAUUCCUGUGGGAAAGAUGGUCUUAAACAGGAAUCCUGUCAACUAUUUUGCUGAGGUGGAACAGCUUGCCUUUGACCCAAGCAACAUGAUCCCGGGAAUUGAACCUAGUCCUGAUAAAAUGUUACAGGGACGUCUCUUUUCCUACCAAGACACACACAGACACCGCCUGGGACCCAAUUAUCUGCAGAUUCCUGUAAAUUGCCCAUACAAAACUCAAGUGGCCAAUUACCAGAGAGAUGGAUUAAUGUGCAUAUCUGGCAACCAAGGUGGUGCUCCAAACUAUUAUCCAAACAGUUUUAGUGGCCCCGUGGACCAUCCCAAUUUGAAGAAAUCUCAUGAAUAUAUUUCAGGUGAUGUACAGCGCUUCAAUAGUGCUAAUGAGGAUAAUGUGUCUCAGGUACAAGACUUCUAUACCAAAGUAUUGACAGAGGAAGAGCGUAAGAGACUCUGUGAGAAUAUUGCUGGCCAUCUUAAGGAUGCUCAGCUUUUUAUUCAAAAGAGAGCUGUGAAGAACUUUACUGAUGUCCAUCCUGAGUAUGGCAUGUGCAUUCAAUCUCACUUGGACAAAUACAAUGCUAAAGGCACCAACAAGGGUUCUGUAAACAUCUAAACAAGUUUCAUGACAGACUGAAAAGAACUAAUCUCUAAUUGACAUGAUCUUGGAUUACCAUUUCUGCUGAUCAGAUAUAAUCUCAUGAAAUUAAUGGCGGUCCAACUGGUCAAAUGCUUCCCUGUUUUCUUGAAUAAUCUUUUAAUAUCAAGGAGAAACAUUUAAUUUUGUAUUUGUGAUAAAAAAAAUCCAAAUGAUAACCAUAUAAACUGAGGGCCCUUCCAAGCAGCCAUAUAACCCAGAAUAUUAACACAGAAAGUCCCACAAUAUCUGGUUUGAACUGGGGGCAGUUCUGCACAUGACUUUAACCCAGGCCCAAUUGGGUUUCUUAAAUCUGAUUGAACAUGGGUUACAGUCCACAUACUUUCCCCAACAUGCACUUUUCUUUGGGGAGGUGUAUCCAGAUGCCCUAUCGGACCUUUCCAGAACAUAAAACAAAAACCUCAAGAAAAGCCUUAAAAUGCAAACUUUUAUUCUGGUGCGUCAUUUUUAUGUGCAAGGAGAGCUCCAGAGAAGGGGGAAUGGUGGCCAAGUAAGUUAUUUUUGAGUUGUAAGCCUUUUUAAAGAGGUUUUGGGAGGGGGUGGGGGCAGUCUCAUUUUUUUUUUGGGCUCCAGGAGCUCAAAAAACCUGAGACAGCUGUGUGGAUUGGUUCGGAAGUUGCGCAAUGCGAUCCCCGCAGCCAAUCCACACGGCGCACACACCUGGAAAGACCUGAAUCAUCUGAAAGACCUGUGUCUUUCCAGGUGUCAAAUUAUUUUGGGAUAAAGUAGUUUUUUCUGCUUUGUCCUGAAUUAAUUCAUUUUUAUCUAAGGCUAUUUGACCUUGUUUGGUUAAAACAAGGGUAAAACAUGGGUGCUCACACAUUUUAGACACUGUCUGAAUGCACCCUUGGUUAUCUGAGUACAUAUUGCCAUAUAUUCCAAUCAAAAGCAGAAAAUGUCUGAUUUUAUUCCACUGGGUGGAAGGAGCCUAAAGCAAUUAAUUUCUAAAUGUUUUAGGGAGGACUAUACUAUAGAUUGUUAGAUUGUAUGGGUCCUAAAAUUUAUUUUUGUUGAUUUAUAACAGUGUAUUUGAGACAUUAGCUUGAAAAAAAUCUGGAUUAUAAUUACAAUACUUAAUCAAAAAUAAAAGUAUUAUA